Molecule: messenger RNA, 1240 nt
Organism: Chelonus insularis
Lineage: Eukaryota; Metazoa; Arthropoda; Insecta; Hymenoptera; Braconidae
Product: odorant receptor 94a-like
Exons: 5
Coding region: 152-1240 (362 amino acids)
Biological process (GO): detection of chemical stimulus involved in sensory perception of smell; sensory perception of smell
Cellular component (GO): plasma membrane
Molecular function (GO): odorant binding; olfactory receptor activity
Source: RefSeq, a predicted model, not a curated record
GAAGAAUAUUUGAUAGAGAAAUAAUUGUCAUUUUAAUUGAAGGGCAAUUUACAGUCAAUUUCAUUACUAGAGCUACCAAUUAUCUAACAACUUUCGUAAGUCAUUGUCAACGUAAAUUCUAUAAAGUAAUAUUUGAUUUUAUUGAUUGGCAAUGGCUGUAUUGCCAGAAGCAUUUUUCAUGCUCACUUCUAUUGGACUUUGGAAGUCAAAAAAGUGGGAAACAUGGAAGUGUAUACUUUAUUAUAGUUACACAUUAUUUCUGGCUUAUCAUUUUGUUACUUUCUUUUGUUUUGGAUUCUUGGGAUUGAUACUUUUUUGUACCGACUUUAUUGAUUUAAUUACCAACUCUUCUAUAGUCAUCACAAUGUUCACUGUACCUGGAAAAAUGAUUACAAUUAUUGAUAAUCGAAAAAAGAUCUUGAACUUUGUAAAAAUUUUUGAUCAGAAAGAAUUUAAACCUCGAAAUGAAUAUGAGAAAGAGAUAUGCAAUCAAUACGACAGAUUUAUUAGCCAACAAAGUGGUUCAUUACCUUUCAAAGCGUGGUAUCCUUAUAAUACUCAGUCAUCAAAUAUUCACUUAUUUACAUCGUAUCAGCAAGUUAUUACAGUAUUCAUGUGUGCUAAUGUCCAUGUGGCAUUUGAUGCUGUACUUUUGGGAAUGAUGGUACAAAUUUGUUUACAAAUAAAUAUUUUAAAAUAUCGUUUCAAAAAAAUGCUCCUCCAAUUAGAGGAAACCAAUGUUCUACAAGAUCAAAGCAUCAUAGAUCAUAAAAUCAUCGAAAAAAAAGUUUUUAUGGAUUACACUAAAUUUCACAGCACUAUUCUUAGUAUGGUUGAUAACAUGGUGGAGAUUUUUUCCUUUAUCAUGCUAGUUCAAUUUUUUUGCAGCUCUUUAAUUUUUUGUACCAGUGUUUAUGUUUUAUCACAAACACCAGUAUUUACAACAGAUUUUUUAGCUUGCCUUGUAUAUAUUAUCUGUAUGUUUUUUCAAGUAUUCUUUCCAUGCUAUAUUGGAAAUCAAAUGACGAUUGAGUUUUCGGAGUUAAACAAUGCCCUGUAUAGUACCAACUGGUAUGCAUUGGGCACUAAUGUCAGAAAAUACAUGAAUUUUAUUAUGACAAAAUCAUCUAAGCCUGUUGUAUUCUCAACUGGACAUAUAAUUGCCUUGUCACUAGAUGCAUUCAAAAAUCUCUUGAAAAUAUCUUAUACAAUUUUCAAUGUUUUUCAAAAAUCGUCUUGA